CAGCCCUACGACGAAGCGCGUCAAGACAAACCGGACGCGAUGAACGCUCUGGGGUGUCUGGUGCUGCUCUGCAUCGGGAUCGCUGGGGUCCAGGGUCAAAGCCUGCCCUGUCCUCUCCCUCCAGCCCCAAAUCGAAUAGGACCGGGAUGCCCAGAGGGAUGGCUUCGAGACGGGAGCAGCUGCUACUGGUUCAACUACACGUCUAUUAUGUUCGCUGAUGCAGAGAAGGAUUGCCGCUGGAACGGCAGUCAUCUAGCCACCAUCCAUUCCCAACAGGAGUUGGACUACAUCAUCAGGACGUUCGGGGAGGACAGCUGGAUCGGGCUGAACUCGCUGAAGAGCGGAGGGGCGGCCUUCGAGUGGAUGGACGGAUCUCCUCUGGACUUCACCAACUGGAAUGCUGGGGAGCCGAGUGGGGGAGAUGAGAUGUGCGUGGAGAUGAUGCACUGGGAGGGCAAUCCAGCACAUGGCAAAUGGAACGACAUUCUCUGCUCCCAACCGCGACAGUACAUCUGCAAAAUUGAUCUCGGUGAGAGUAAUCUUCGCCGUCUUGAUAUUUACGACGGAGACUCAGAGAGAUUCGAAGUGCCGGCAGACUGGAACUACGUUACUCGUCCUGUGGAUCAGCCCCAGUACAAUUUGAUUCUCGACAGCGAAAGUAUCGGAUCUCCCUUCGGAUUCCGGAUCGAAAGAGAGCCUGACGGCGCAGUAAUAUGGGACACCUCGGUGGGUCGUGUGAUCUUCGAGGACCAGUUCCUGCAGAUCUCCACCCUCCUCCCGUCCGAAGACGUGUAUGGAUUCGGAGAGAACACGCACGAGACCUUCCGUCAUGAUUUCUCGGCUGCUCUCACUUUCGUCGUGUCUGCCAAGGAUGAACCUCCUUUUGGGGGAACUAAAAAUCUCUAUGGAAGCCUUCCGCUUUAUCACUGCAUGGAAGAUGCACAGGGGAAUACUCAUGGAGCCCUUUUCGUCAACAGCAAUCCCCUGGAGUAUGAAUUUCGCCGGACGAGUGGAGGGGACCCGUCUUUGACCCUUCGUUCCAUCGGUGGCAUUUUUGACUUCCACAUCUUCAUGGGACCGGACUACAACUCCAUCACUGAGGAUUACACUGAAUUAGUCGGGAGGCCCAUGAUGCCGUCCUAUUGGGCUUUGGGCUUCCAAAUCUCUCGGUAUGGCCAUCCGAAUCUGCAGUCGUUCAAGAACGCCGUCCAAAGAACAGUCAAUGCCAACAUCCCUCUCGAUGUGGUGCACGGAGACAUCGAUUACAUGAGGGGGAUGAUGGACUUCACUAUCGAUCAGGUUAACUGGGCUGGAUUCGGCGAUUACGCGGCCGAAAUAAAAGCUCAAGGCAUCAGGACCGUCAUCAUUCUGGAUCCAGCUAUAGUGGCAGACUUCACGGAAAACUACCCACCGGCGCUACAUGGAUUCGAUGCGGACGUGUAUAUGAAAUGGGCCAACGAUUCCUUGGUCCCAGAUGACCAGGAACCGACUGCCCGGAAUUACAUGUUGGGAUACGUGUGGCCUGCGGCGAAAACCGUCUUCCCAGACUUCUUCAAACCUGCCACAGCAGACUGGUGGGUCGCCGAAAUCAAGGAUUUCCACGACAAUCAACUUGCAUUCGACGGGAUAUGGAUCGACAUGAACGAACCGGCGAAUUUCGGGACGAACCUGGAGCAACCGUGGAACUGGCCCCCAGAUAAACCACCCUGGAGCCUGAAAUGCCCAGAGACGAAAUGGGACUAUCCUCCCUACCUGACUCGAGUCGUUCACUUUGGAGCAGGCAGUGGGACGCUGGCGGACAAGACAGUCUGCUUCUCUGGGGCCCAUGAGAUCAACGGGAAGGUCGAGCUCCAUUACAACGUCCAUAACAUGUACGGCUGGAGCCAGAGCGAGCCUACACUCAGAGCGGCCAGGGAGGCGACGGGUACUAGAAGCAUGGUCUUCUCCAGGUCAACCUACCCGGGCAGUGGUCGAUGGGCGGGUCAUUGGUUUGGGGAUAAUUCAGCAACGUGGGUAGACAUCCAUCGUUCCAUCAUCAACAUGUUCGAGUUCAACAUGUUCGGGAUACCGUAUUGCGGAGCUGACAUUUGCGGCUACUUUAAUCUUCCAUCCGAGAAUAUGUGUCUGAGAUGGAUGCAGAUGGGCGCCUUCUAUCCGUUCUCCCGCAACCACAAUGGAGAUUUCAGCGGGGAACAAGAUCCAGCUCUCUGGGACAACGUUGCUGAGGCGUCUCGUCGGGCUCUAAGCAUCCGAUAUUGGUUCCUACCAUAUCUCUAUACCCUGCUCUACGAGGCCCACAGAGAUGGUUCCACCGUGGUGAGGCCCUUGUUGGCCGAGUUCCCCACUGACCUCGUGGCGAGGGGAGUCGACGACCAGUUCCUCUGGGGAUCAAACCUCCUCAUAUCCCCCGUGAUCACCGAAACACCUUUGGAGUCUCGCAGUGCUCAUUUCCCUGCAGCUCGUUGGUAUAAUUACCAUACUCGAGAAAUGGAAUUCGAGGGACCAACCACUACAACCAUAGACGUCCCCUUGUUGGAUAUCCCGGUUCACAUGAGAGGAGGCGGGAUUUUCCCCAUGCAGGAACCAGCUGCCUCUACCAUGCUCAGGUCAGUUCAGGUCUAAACACUGCUUAGAAACGACGAUCGAAUGAUGACUCUACGCGUCAACUGUGAUUUGCUAGGGACUUCGUACCGCCUCACAAAUGGAUUAAAUGCUCUGAAAAGGAUAUUAGCAUUUGAACAAGUGGGGAUCUGGUUUCCCAUACUUUCUUCGAUGAAGAAUCGGCUUUCCCAUAACCUUUUCAUGACUGAUCCUGUAAUUCUUGUUGGAACUUUAAAAGAAGUUUUUACGAAGAAGAGUUCUGGAAUAAUAUGAUACUCUCUUUGUAUAUUAGGACAGCUAAAAAUGUAACUUUAACCGGAAG
Messenger RNA from Darwinula stevensoni, 2923 nucleotides. The record is from the annotation of a GenBank genome assembly. NCBI's taxonomy places the organism in Eukaryota, Metazoa, Arthropoda, Ostracoda, Podocopida, Darwinulidae.